Molecule: messenger RNA, 14159 nt
Organism: Salvelinus sp. IW2-2015
Lineage: Eukaryota; Metazoa; Chordata; Actinopteri; Salmoniformes; Salmonidae
Source: RefSeq, a predicted model, not a curated record
UGGCUCCCUCUCGGGGAAGGUGGUUUUGCCAUGCCACUUCUCCAAUAUGCCCACAGCCAAGCCCUCCAUCAACGCCAACGGCACAGUAACCCCCACCAGCACAGACUACCUGCGCAUCAAAUGGACCAAAAUUAAUGGGGAAAAGGAAUCCACAGUGCUGGUGGCCCAAAAUGGCGUCAUUAAGAUAGGCCCCAUCUACAGAAACCGUGUGUCGGUGCCCAGCCACCCAGAGGAUGUGGGGGAUUCUUCUCUGACCAUGGUGAAGCUCCGAGCCAGCGACGCCGGCACCUACCGCUGCGAGGUCAUGUAUGGUAUCGAGGACACGCAGGACAUGGUCAACCUCGACGUCAAGGGUGUUGUGUUUCACUACCGGGCAAGCACCAGCAGGUACAACAUGAACUACAAGAGUGCUGUCCAGGCCUGCCAAACCAUAGGAGCCUCCAUCGCCACGCUUGACCAGCUUAAAUCAGCCUAUGAUGACGGCUUUGACCAAUGUGACGCAGGCUGGAUCGCAGAUCUGUCAGUUAGAUACCCAAUCACCAGACCUAGACCUGGCUGCUAUGGCAACCUGCAGAGGAAGGCUGGGGUGAGGACGUAUGGAGCCAGGAAGGCCACAGAGACCUAUGAUGUCUACUGUUAUGUGGACAAGCUAGAUGGUGAGGUGUACUAUGCACCUGUGACCCGAAAGAUGACGUUUGAGGAGGCGAAGAAGGAGUGUGAGAACAGGAACGCCGUACUGGCGUCGCCGGGUCAGCUCCACUCCGCCUGGAGACAGGGUYUGGACAGAUGUGACUACGGCUGGCUCUCCGACGGUAGCGCUCGCCAUCCCGUCGCCGUACCCAGAAUGCAGUGCGGUGGAGGUCUACUGGGCGUCAGGACCAUGUACCGCUACAGGAACCAGACUGGCUUCCCAGAACCCUCCACCCAGCUGGGAGCCUACUGCUUUACAGCUACGAGGGAGCUGAGAAAUCAGACAACCUGGGUGGAUGUAUCUGUGGAGGGUUCUACCACGCCCCCCCCCAUGCUGGCCACGUCUCCCAUUGGUUCCACAACAGAGCUCUCUUCUCUGGACAGAGGCAGCACUACCCAGACCCUGAGUUCUGAACUUGUCACAGAGACAGGAGAAUCAGCUGAGACAGCAGCGACUCCGUCUAUGUUCUCAACCAGCAUGGCCCCGCCUCGCCMCACCCCGGUAACACAUGAAGAUGAUCUUGAAGAGGUGACCCCGCUAUACACAACCGCUGCUACAGAGCCACACACUACCGUUGCCACCAUCACCAAGCAGACCAUUGACAAUGUCAUUACAACGCCCUUCCCCGAUUCCCACGUCAAUGACUUUGAGGAAAUCUCAAGCCAUGUGGAGUCGUACCCAGGCCGUGGAGACUCGUUCCAAGCUCCACCCACUACAACAGGAAGUCCAACAGCUCCACAUCCUGGUGAUUCUACCUCCACUGCUCCCCCUCCGGCCACUGCAGCCGUACUGGUGGAUGAUGCCAAACCUGAAGAGUCUGUAGGUACCACCGUGGCCCAGCCACAGAGCACAGAAUCUGGGCAGAGAUUGGCUGAAGCCACAGAAGAACCAGAGGAUCACUCCAUGAUUGAAGUCGGCACGGUUCAACCUGACAUUCUUCUAGAGGCCUCUCCAAGCACAGAACCCAUGUUUGCUCAUGGAAACACAGAGCAAACCGUCCUGGAAGGGAUCACUCCAGAGAUGACCUUAAACCUGAAAGACGCCCAAUCAGUUUCGACAACCGAACUAACUGAAUCAAUCACCACUGAGGAAACUACAGAAGAACCAAUCACCUCUGAGCAAACUACAGAUGAACCUAUUAGUACCGAGGACACUACAGAUGAUUCCAGUCUACAUGUAACUGAAGUGUCCUACACUCUUGAAACCACAGAUGAUUCCACAAUGAUGACUGCCUCUACCACUCCAGAUGUGUCAGUAAGUGKUGCUACUUCUCAACCAAUUGAUCAUAUUGAAGUUGAGGCUAGUGCCCAACCCUCAGCAGUAGAGGUCCUUGAGGGAUCCUCUGAAGGAAUUGUAGAGAGACUUCCACCAGUUCCUCCAACCCAAGAGGUACAUGAUGAGCCCUCAACCACCACAUCUCCCAUCACUCUCCCAAUCGUGUGUGAUACAGAUCCCGGCACCUGCAUAGAGACCACCACCACCCCGACUCAACCAGGAACCACACACUCAGCAAUACCAAUGGAUUCAUCAUUGAAGCCUUUAGAUGGCUCAGAAACGGAUGCCCUGACCACACACUCAUCCCAAGAGUCAACCGUGCAAGCCGUCACUCACCCGGCUGAGACAGAGGGUGUUUCUGAAGCUGAGGCCACCCAGAAACCUCUUCCUCAUGAUGUAGAGACAACAGCCACCGUGUACAGGGAGGAGGCAAGUCAAACACAGGCCGCAACAACUGAAUCCACCACACUACAUGCAACCGUGACAUCCAAGCAGCCUUCCUCUGUGAGCACAACAGCAGUUGCCAUUCUCAUCAACAUUGAGACGUCAGCUGAGGAUGUGACCUCAGGCGUACAGGUCAUUGAAGAGUCCACCACUCACAUCCCUGAGUUCCCCUGUGAAACCCUGACUGAAGACCCAGACACCCCCACAGACAUCGACACAGAAUACUUCACAUCUGCCCCAAUGACCUCCGCCGUGAUCAAGCCCACCAGGGCUCCAGCCACCGUGGGCCCAGACGGACUUCCAAUCCAUGUCAUCAUUGUCAAUGUUGACGAGCAGAAGCAGAACAAGUCAGUGGAUGCGACUCUGCUGAUCUUAGACACUUUGAGUCAGUUCCCUAUCAUCCCUGCCGUUCCUGACCAGGCCAUCCCCUCCCUGGUGGAUGGUGAGCCCAUGCUGGCCAGUGGAGAACCUGACUUAUUCUCCUCUGCUGCUGUCACCAUCACCCCAAUGCUGAGCUUCAUCAAUGGAAAACAUGAGGUGACCCUGGAGCCAGAGAGAAGACAGGUAGAGGAGGAGGUUGGGAGGAGACCAGGAGGAGACCAGUUCCAGUUUGAGGGAAAUGUGACCGCGCUGGGGGGCAGUGAGGAGGAGAUGAUCCCCACCGUUUUUGAUUACUCUGUGAUAGAGAUUGGUACUAUAACAGAUGUAACAGAACCUCCAGAGCAGGUUGUGGAAACCACCCCAUCCAAAACAAAGCAAACAGCUGAGRGUGUAUCAUCUCUUUCAGAAACCAGAGAGGGACCAAGUGACAUCAUAACUACAUCUACUGAAGCAGUGUCCACUGUUUCACCAUCUGGCACAGCAGUAACCAAAGCUUCAGAACAAACCCAAACAUCUCAUACACCCACACCCCCUGAAGGAAGCCAGCAAGUCAGCACCUCUGUGUUUGACAAAGAGGUGGAGGGAUCAGAGACACAACCCCCGGAUGAUGACAGUAAUGCUGAGGUGACUCAGCCAGAAGGGUCUGUGGAAGAGCUCUCUGUCUCUCCCACAACUGAACUGCACGUGUCCACAGAYGCGACUGAAAUUGCAGAAGGAACAAAGAGCACCUCUGCUGUUCCAGAUGUUGUCAUCUCCACUCAAACCCCUUUACUGUCCGUCUCUACACCCACUUCUGGUGAUGUUGAAGAUGGAUCACCGCCAGCGACACCCAGUGACGUUGAGGGCUCCACCUCAGGCGAGGAGGAAGGAUCAACACAGGACACACACACUCCUCAGGAACCAACCAGCACCACUCUGCCUUCCUUAACAACAAGUGCCCAAACAACUUUAGGAGAAACUAUCACGACUGAGGUGACGCCAUCCAAAGARGCAGGCAGCACCAAAUCGCAUUCCUUGAGCUCUACCACAGCUGAAUUUUUGACAAGCCAGAAAGAGGGAACAACAGUUAGCCAGCCUUUUGUGUCUCCCACCGUGAAAGACACGACUGCAGCACAUAUGGUUUCCAUACCAGAGGAGGAGACCACAGGAGACCAAACUCCUGAUAUGUUCACAACCAGCUCUCCAUCAUCCAACAUGGAACAGAUCUUGUUAGGAUCCACAACAACGUUACCAAGAACAAGCUCAGCAGACACUACACAGGACAGUGAGAUAACAGCACUGACCAAAGACAGAACAGGCACAGAGAAACCAUUAGUUGUUCCUGUCAUUGAUGAGACUGAGACAACUUUAACCUCCACAGAUGAAGAGGGUUCUGAGAGUCCGGCAAUAUCUCCAAUGUCCAGCAAAGAAUUUCCUUCAACAACUGCCUCUCCAAUAUAUAGUACUAUUCAGAUGAUUAAGACAACCAUGGCAACUCUCUCAGACUUAGUCAGCCGAUACACCACACAGGGCACAAUUCUGACAAGUGAGGUACCUAAACAAGACGAAGAGACCACAAGCAAAGAUAAACCGUCAGUUACCCCAACUAUUACGGAGGAGGAAAGUUCAGGUGACCCUGGUAUGUUUACUAGCACAUCUACUGCAAAACCUCUCUCUCCUCUUUAUAGUACAGUCAAAACAGAACAUGAUGUGACCACAAGCUCAACAGCAACCAGUGAGGCUACAGAGCAAACAGAGAAACCAUCAGCUACUCCGAUUAGUGAUGACACAAAGACUAGCACAGCUGUCACCUCUACAGAUGAAGAUGAGAUUACUCCGAUGUCCACUAUGGAGUCUCUUGUGACAACAGCAUCUCCUGUGUUCAGCACGAGCAAAAUGGAGGAUGAUAGAUCAACAUUAUCAUCAAGCAUUGAACCCAGUAAAAAAGUUGAUGUGUCACCAACAGUGUCACCUUCUGUGACUUUCAGCCCAGCUGUUUCUAGUGGAGCUACAGUGGAUACUCAAGUGACUGAGGCAAGCUCAACACUAUCCUCUACAGUGACCUCAGGUGACCAGACAAAUGAGAUUUACACCAAAGACACUGCAACUCCCACAGUGUCGUAUUUGUAUAGCACUGAGAAACCAGUAAUUACUACCACAGUGUCAUAUGAAACAGCAGAAAGUGCAGUUACCGAGCAGGCUGAGAAACUGGCAGGCUCAGAAAAACCUUCAUCUAUUCCUGUUACAGAGACAAGCUCAGCUCUCACCACAGAUGAAGAGAGCUCAGGUGAUCAGACUCCUGAUAUGUUUACCAAAGAGCCUGUCACUUCAACAGUUUCUUCUGUUUGUAGCACAGUCAAAGCAGAACAAAUGACAACCAUUGAAAUGCCACAUGUAAUGAUCACAACAGGAAAGAGUGAAGUUACAGGGCAGACUGAGAAAUCAUUGGGUUCAGAAAAACCCUCAGUUACACCUGUUAUUGAUGAGGUGGUGACGAGCACAGUUAUCUCCUCUACAGACGAAGAAAGCUCAGUUGACCAGACAAGUGAUACUUUCACCAUAGACUCUGCAACUAAAACAACCACCACUUUUCCUCUGUUUAGUACUGAGAAACCAGAACAUGUAGAGACUACAGAAUCACAUGGAACUGCAACAGGGGAGUCUCCACAGACUGCUACAACUACAGCUAAUUCUCUGUAUAGCACUGAGAAAUCUGGACAAGUAACCACUGCAUCACAUAAAACUGCAACACCUGACACUGUGACUGCUACUACUACAGUUUCAUCUGUAUAUAGCACAGAGAAAACAAUGUCACAAGAAACAGCAACAGCGGAGACAGUCACUGAAGUCACAGAGAGGCCAACAAGCACAGAAAAACCUUCAGGUACCCCUGUUACUGUUCACACAGAAGAGGAUACAAGCUCAAGUGGAGCAACAGCUCUGUUCAACAGGAGAGGAUACAAGCUCAAACCCUUACAGAGGAGGAUGGUUCUGGUGACCAGACCACUGAUAUGUUUACCAAGGCACCAGUCUCAACGAUUGAGUUUGUCAGUAGAAUACCACUGUUCAUACACGACUGGACAGGUGAUGGAACAAACCGGGCAUCAACACAGUAUACCCACAGCACCUCUUCACCCAGGGACUUGCGAGGGAUCUGGAAUCUCAAAGACAGAGGAUGACCAAGAGACAACUCAGCCAGAGGGUUCAGGUGAGGAGGUAGUAGUUGAGACCACCACUAAACCACAGGACCAGUUCACGGUUGCCACAGAUGAGACAGAAAUCAGAGAGACUGAAAGCACAUUUUGGACUCCAAAUGUUGAUGCUUCAAAAGAGUUCACACAGUCACAGGAAUCCACAUCAACCCAAUCUCCUUCCAUGUCAAGCACAGGUAAACCAACAGAGGCUUCCACAGCCUCUUUCACAGAGCAGGGUAGUGGUGACUUGACAAUUGACUCUACAGUUGAGAAUGAUGGUACAGAGGACGAGAGUUCAGGUGAAGACAAUUUAGACGUGUCCACUAAGMAACCUGCAAGCACGACUGCUCCUCUCCUGUCUAGUCCAGCAACAACAAAGGAGGAAUUUACCACAUUGUCUKUCAGCGGUGACACCACCCUUGAAACAGCUGUUGAGGUUGAUGCAACUCUAUCAAUCGGCACAACUGCAGAGGUACCUAAGGUUAUUUUUAGCACAGCUCAGACCCAGGAAAGUGAGGUGACAGAAAAAGAUACAAGCAGCACAGAGAAACCAUCAGUUGCUUUAAUGUCAAAUGUAACACACACAGACRAUGAAAGUUCAGGUGACCAGACCCCAGAUAUGUUUACCAAGGAAACAGGCCAAACAGAAUCCAUUGUGUCAAGCACACCAGGCCCAGAUGACGAGGGUCAUGUCAGCCCAGAUACAGAAACCACCAUCAGUCCAGAUGCUACACAGCCCCCUGCUACUUUGAAUGAUCGCACAACUAUGACUGAUAGCACAACUAUGAGUGACCGUACAACACACCGAUUCCUUAUAACCGAAAGAGACCAUACUACGACGAAAGCCCAUACAACAGUGAGUGAUCAUUCAACUGUUGGAGACCACACAGUAGCAAGAGACCACACCACUGUCAGAGACCAUACAACAGUGCCUUUUAGAUCACAGUCAUCCACAUUCACUGCUCUCCCCUCUAUUAUAUACCAGGGUGUUACCGACCAGCAGGUCAUGAUAGUCACCUCAACAAGCAGCCAAACCAAAACUGACCAGACCCCCACUAUGGUGCUGCACGGUACGAAACCAUCGACAAGCACAGUUAUCAUAUUUACAGAGGAGGCCGGAGAUGAGGACACACUGUUCUCCACUGUUACUGACAGCAUGACCACAACCCCUGAGAUUAUCACCAAAGAUGAAACCAUCAUUGACGCUGAUACUGUGGCAAUGGUUGAACUCUCCUCACCUCUCUACCCCACCAUCUUUACAGAGGAAGCAUGGGGAGUCACAGCCAUUACCAUGACACCACAGUUCUCAAUUGCAAUGACAAAAGAACCUGAAGGGUCUGGGGCAGAUGACUAUUUGUCUUCCACAAUUGACUCACUGAGUCUGGCCACAACACAAAUCCCAUCAGUCACCUCUGUAGAUAUAUCUGCAGAGGCAAGUGCUAAGACAACAAGAAGGUCUGCAAAAGUUAAACAUUCAGAGACUGUGAGAAUGACCACCUCGUCAUCGGUAGAGGAUGUUUUUAGUGAGGCGUCUACUUCAGGGUUUGUGUCCUCUGUAGCUCAAACCACCCAAGCCAGAGCUCUAUCCACCGAGUCCAGCUCUCAGACGGCCUUCACCACACCAAAUGUGUUUAUUGAUGAGUUCUCCGGAGAUGGUGUCACUGGUGAGGAGUCUGAUACAGAGCCUACUCCUUCUGCCCCUGUAUCAUSCCAAGCAUCAACUCUCCCCAUAGAUACAAGCUCACAGACCACAGUUAGCAGUGAGGAAUUCCCGACAGAUGCAAUUGAAUUAUCCAUCACCCCUUCUCCUACUACUGUUAAAGCUAGAGUAGAAGACACAUCUGAUGAUCAUGCUGAAGUGGAGGCCACAACAGUGUCAUCUAGUUCCACCCAAGCCACCAAGGUGUCUGACACGCCUACACAACAGACGCCAGUGUCCACUGAACAAGACAAAGAGACUGUGAAAUCAACCAGCCCAUUGCCUGUUGAUGAGUCUUCAGGAGAAGACGACUCUGAAGGCUCUGRAUCUGAGACCUUCACCUCUGUAGUGGAGACCUCCCAAACCACAAUCCCCACCUCAACAGCUACUAAGGAGGGUGAAGCGACAGAGAUUACCAUUCUAGUACCUUCAUCUUUAGAGGAGGGCAUCUCUGGGGAUGACAUGAAGACUUCGAAUCCCAAACCCUCUGAAGCCACUUCCUCCCUGUAUAGCAAAGAUAAACCAUCAGUUGCUUCCAUUUUGGWUUUAACCUCCACAGAUGAAGAAAGCUCUGGUGACCCAACCCCUAAAACGUUUACCAAAGAGUCUGUUACUGUACGUUUACGAAUGACAUCCACAACUACGGUUUAUUCUCUGUUCAGCACUGAGAAACCUUCACUUUCUUCCAUUUCGGAUAUAACCUCCACAGACGAAGAGAGCUCUGGUGACCAUACCCCUGAUAAGUUUACUAAAGCGUCUAAAGCUACCACAGUUUCUCCAGUUGACAGCACUGUCAAAAUGGGGCAGGUAAAAGCCACAACAAUGUCACCUGAAAAAGCAACAGCAGAAAUUGAAAAGACUACAACUACCACAGAUUUGUCUCUGUUUAGGACUGAGAAAACAGAGAAAGCUUCCUCCCAGGCAAGUUUGUCUGUCCAUUCCACUGUUGCGCCAUCUGUAAUGCCCGAUGUGGUGGAGCAGUUUGUCACAACUUUUGUCCCCGGGGUGGACGUGACAAAACCUGAAGAAUCUUUCCAACAGGCUAGGUCUGAGAUUGCAUUUACCCAACAUGCAUUUACCCAUACCUCUGAUAUGUCAGUCACUACAACAGCUUCUUCUGUACACAGCACUGUCAAAGCAGAACAAGUGACAACCACAGUAAUGCCACAUGUGAUGUCACCAGAAGAGACUGCAGCCAUUGAUCCGACAGAAACACCAACAGACUCAGAGGAGUUAGUAACUCCUGGUGUUGAUGACACAGAAACAGGUUCUACAGAUGAAGAGAGUUCUGGAGAUGAGCCAAGUCCGAUGACCACCCAGGAGUCUCCUGUAACAGAAGCUCAUUUACACAGUAGCACAGCCAAGCCAUUGCAGACAUCAACAUCAGCUGUCUAUGAAUCCGUGGCUGACCUUACCUCUCCUGUAACAACUGCUGAUAGUGAAGAAACCAAACAGACAGACCUAACAAACACAGGACAGCCAUCAGAUAUUCCCAGUUCAGUGAAAAGCACAGUGAUCUCAGUUCUACCUGAUAAAGAUAAGGAGAGCUCAGGUGACCAAACCCUUGACAUUUUUACCAAAGACUUAGCAACUACUACAGUUUCCUCUCUUUUUAGCACAGAGGAACCUACAACAACAUCAAKGGAAACUGUAACAGAGGAGAGUGAAGUCACUGACCAAACUGAGAGACCAUCAGGCUCUGGAAAACCGUCAGCUACCAUCUCCGUCUUAGCUUCCACAGAUGACCAGAGCUCAGGUAACCAGACAAGUGAGGGUUUCACUACAGACGCUUCUUCAACAGAAUAUCCUCUCUAUUCCACUGAGGCAGCAUCAGAGUCUGACGUGGUGGUCCAGUUUGUCACAACAUUUGCCCCAAAACCAGACAUGACAACACCAGAGGAGUCGUUCGAACAGGCCAGGUCGGAGAUAACAUUUACUCAUCGUCCUCAUACUGAUCUCUCUUCUGAGGAAACGGCAUUGCCUACAACCAGUCCCAUGCUGCCUAAGGAAGAUUCAAGCCAGUCUUUAGAAACUAUAACUGCGCCUGCACAGAGCUCAGAAUCAAAUUUAGUCUCUACUGCUUCUUCAGUGAAGACUGAUGCUGUUUUACCCACACCAGAGGCAGAGGUACAAGUUGAAGCUUCAAGCCAGGUACCUACAACAGAGGAGACUUCUCCUAGUGCAGAGGGCAGCUCCGAACAAGAGGCUGUGGUUGAGGAGACAGGUGUUCCUAUCAUUGUUUCUCCUCUAACUGAGAAGGUAUUAGAAACUAAAGUGAACAGUACACCAUCUGCAAUGACAUACAUUGAUGAAAUGGUGGACUAUGAAAGUACCUCAGAGCCAGUACAGGUUAAAUCUAUACCUUCCGUCGUUAUAACCACCACAAAGCCUGGGGUGGAAGCAACAGCGCUCAGAACUGCCCCAACACAGAAUGUCCCAACACAGACUGUCCCAACACAGAAUAUCGAGAGUGUGUCAUCGAAUUCAGAGAGCACUUCAGAGAGCAGAUCAGAGGAACUGUCCAGCCCAUCUGUGACUCAAUCAGUAUUAGCCUCCUACAGCUUAGAAAGCAGUUUGGAGGAAAAGUUGACAAUAGCUUCAACCUUGAAGCCAGAGAGUGACACAACUGAGGAGACCACCCCAUCCCUCUUCGUGACACAGACAGAACUGACAGCCGCCAUCACUGGUUCACCCUAUCUCACGACUCCUAGUGCUGAAAUUGAGUCAGCCGGUUCUGAGAGCAGUCCAGAAGAAAAUACAGUUUCUGAGAAGCCAAAAAUUGACACUAUGGAGGAAACCACCCAAUCGUCGGCACAGAUUCAGACCAUGGUUUUGCCAGGUGUCACCAGUCCACCAUUUCGCCAGUCUCCAGCCGACCCCGGGGCGGAGUCCCUUAGUGUCGUAAGCUCCUCUGAGAAACAGGAAGCACAGGGUGAAAUUGAGGAAGUUGUUACUCCUACCACGGAGAUGCCAACGAGGGAGAAGCCAGAGUACACAACUAAAUCGCCAGCAGGAACACAGAACCAGACAGAAUCAGUCGCUACAAUCCACAGCAUUCCGUCAUCUGUGUCCGAGGAGGAGGAAACCGUGGACUAUGAUAAUGUAUCAGGACCUACGUUAGUCGAGGGUGAACCACCCAUCAAGGGAGCGGAAACUACCAGACUGGAUUUGGGGCACAUGAUCGUUGGCGAGACAAUUGAAAUUGCAGGCAUCCACUCCUGCACUGAGAACAUUUGUCUGAAUGGGGGCUCUUGCUACAGACGCGGAAGUCUCCCCUCUUGCAGCUGUGCCCCUGGCUACAGUGGAGAUCGUUGUGAAACAGACAUUGAUGAAUGUCAGUCCAACCCCUGUCACAACGGAGCUACAUGCGUCGACGGCCUGAAUUCCUUCACCUGUGUUUGCCUCUCAAGCUACGCUGGAUUCUAUUGUGAAGAAGACACUGAGACGUGUGACUAUGGCUGGCACAAGUUCCAGGGCCACUGCUACAAGUACAUCCCCCAGAGGAGGAACUGGGACACAGCGGAGAGAGAGUGCCGGGUACAGGGGGCACACCUGGCCAGCAUCCUCUCCCAUGAUGAGCAGCAGUUUGUCAACCGCCUUGGACAGGACUACCAGUGGAUCGGCCUGAACGAUAAGAUGUACGAGAAUGACUUCCGCUGGACUGACAGCACGCCCAUGCAAUAUGACAACUGGCGUCCCAACCAGCCAGACAGUUUCUUCUCAUCUGGAGAGGACUGUGUGGUGAUGAUCUGGCACGAGGACGGCCAGUGGAAUGACGUGCCCUGCAACUACCAUCUCACCUUCACCUGCAAGAAAGGCACAGUGGACUGUAACCAGCCCCCUCUGGUACAGAACGCUCGUACCUUCGGCAGGAAGAGGUCACGCUAUGAGAUCAACGCACUAGUGAGGUACCAGUGUAGGGACGGUUUCAUCCAGAGGCACGUGCCAACCAUCCGUUGCCGUGAAGACGGCCGAUGGGACAUCCCCAAAAUCGCCUGCAUGAGUCCAUCAAACUUCCAGAGGGACUUUGCGAGGAGGCAGAGUUACAGUCUGUUCAGUAGCAACAAAUACAAGCGGCGGUCCGACGAGGCGGCGGCCCGACAUCAUCCUCACCAUCGAGGAAGGAGAGAGAGGAGAGGCAGAAGACAAGCAGAAGACAAUGAUCGCCAUGGUUACGCUAGGUUACGUUUACUCAGAACCAGCAUAGCCUAAACCAUAGGAACUAAACCAUAGGAACGCAGGACUGUUAGUUAUGUGGAUAUUUUUUUUUUUAUGUAAUGAAAACAUUUGAAGAACUUUAAAGAAUGAAAGGACAAAAAGAAGAAACCCAAAGGAUAUUUACAAUUUUUCUUGCAAUUUUGAUGAUGGAAUCUUGGAAUGAUGUGCCUUUUUAAAGAAAUAUUAUUUUAAAGAAUAUUCUUAUAAAGGGACACUAUUUUAUAACAAAGCCAAAGUGGAUACCUUCUGUUGGCUACUGGGAAAGUGUGCUGGAGAUGUACUUUGGACCAAAUAAUGCAUUCAUCCGCAACUAUACGAUUUUCUCCAUUUUAUACAGACAGGAGAGCGUUCAACUCUUACAUUGGGAAAAAGAUACAGCUUUUGUGAAAAUAUAGCGCUUAUGUUAUGCAAAAKAAUACAAUUAAUUUACAAAUAGUCUGUGCUACGCAGGCACUGACAAUCAAAUGAAUCCACAAUACUCAAUCCAUCUCUCUCUUCUCUACAUUAUUCCGGAAAUUACAUUUCAAAGAAAGAGGUUCCAUGCUUGGGUUUAUCUUGUUGUUACACAUGAUUACUGUAUGCAUUUUAUACAGAGUUUUUCAUCCAAUACCACGCUUGGGACUGUCCGAUGACACACGUGACUGACCAAUCAGAUUUCAGAUCACAGAAAGAAAAACUGAAACAUGGCGAAGGCCCAUCCAAUCAGAAUUUAGAUUGCUGGAGACCUUUUAUCACUAGCUCUUUGUCAUCAGCUGCAGUCUUCAUCCCGUCUCAUCCAUAGAUAUAUAAAGAAUAUAUGAUGCGUUGAUAAUGGGUUAAUGUUUGUGCACAUCCAUUUAACACUUUUGCUUUCUAUUGUAUGUUGAGAAACUAGAGAGGAGAUUUCUAAGUAUUAUCUGACUGAGGGCCAAAUGAGUGUCUCCUCCGAGGCCCUAAAGGCCUUAUACAUUGAAGUGAAGCCAUCGACCUGUAAAUUAUGUGGCUGUGUUGAAUGAAACUAUAGAAGGGAAAGGAGGGUUAUGGAAUGUAUGUUUUCUAGACAAUAUAACCUGGAAUUCCUUGCUACGUUUACAACAAAUGCGAGGUAUUUUAAUGUUACUAAAACAAUGUUAUAAAAAUCCUUUAAAAAAUGAGCUUUGCUUCUGUUCUGCCUGAGGGGGUAACUUUUCUGUUUCCUGACACUGUAGGUGACUCAAGCUCUUCGCUUCCAUGUGAUAUUUUCUUAGGUCAAUGUAAAACUACUAUUGAGAGAAUGUACUUAGUGAAACACUUCGAAAGACUUGAACAAACACCUUUUUUAACAAAAGAUACAAAUAAUUUAUUUUUCAAGCUGCUCUUCCUCUUCUUGCUACGUUAUUGUUUUGUAAGUGAACUAUUCUGACGAUGCAAUCACUUGGUCUGACUAGUCUCAAUACUACACGUAUUUACAUGCUUUGUAGGAGACAGCUAACAUCGCAGUAUCUGAGUCAAUGUGAUGAAGAUAUUGCUUUACUACACACUACGCUAGACAGGCCUUAUAGUAUGACAUUUAGGGGUCAACAAUGGACCAAAGAGUAGGGCUUCAAUCAGCUGAAAGUGCAGUGUUUCCGUCACAAUAUCACCAAACACUUUGUACAGAUUUAGUGUUGCACAAUUGAUGACGGUCAUCCAGCAGUUGUUGUUUGUCUUUUUUUAUUUGUUGUGUUUUAGCAUUAAAGUGCACAUAAUAACAUUUUAUAUUUACAGUAUAACUUUUUUUUUUACAAUGUGAAAGUCUGGGAUGUUUGAGAAAUACAUUUUUUAAUUAAACAAGACUGUUUUACGUGCUCUCAGUCACCAAAGAAAUAAAAACAAAAGUUUGCCAAUUUUACUCGUGUCUCCUUUUUGUUUGUAAGGUCACCACCAUUACAUGUAUUAACAGUCUGGGGCAGGCUAGGUUUCAAAGCAUGUUACAAUCCAUGGUUUAACGUUCAGCAGUAAGCUUUGACUUUUACUGUGAUCGUGGUGGUCAACAGGACUUCACUUUGUUAGUAGUACAGUCUUACUACCAGCAGGUAGCGCUGUUCAACAUUGAACUAGUUGCAAGACAUGCCAUUUACUGCUCAAAGCUUUGUCUACAGAAACAGUUGCUGUCAAUGAACUGGGAUGGCUACUUUCACUUGAAAAUCUUGAGUAACUCCUGAACAUUUGUUCCUUGCGACAAUGCAACAUGUAUCCAGGAGGUGUCCUAUUGCUGCCUGAACGUUUGAAUUAAAAUAGAUAUGAAAGUGUGAGAGAUAUGAGAAAACAAAAUGUAUUG